AUGUCAGACGCUCCAUCACCGAAUGAGGAGCUUUCAAAAUCUCUUCCUCGAAUAAAGCUCAAACUACGCUUGAAUCCAACCGCUCCCUCCGCUCAGGACGUACCUCCAAAAAAGAAACAUAAAAAGGACAAGAAGAAACGCUCGCACAAGAAACAUAAAACUUCUUCAUCGGACGAUACUCCGUCUUCUCUUCCCUCCUCUUCUUCUCAUACGCCAGUUGGAGGAAAGCGCCCUUUUGCACUACUUCAAUCCCAAGAAUCGUCAUCCAAAUGGCAAGAUACCGAUCAAGCAGAAGGCAACGACUACUACUCACCAUCAACAGAGGUCAAGAGUAUCACGGGCGACCCCUUAUCUGGCACUGACGCCGAAUCUUACUGGUCUUAUGAUGCUGAGCAUCCAACCCAGCCAACGGCAGCCAACAGCAGCAAAACCAAAUUCAAGAAUAAUAAGACGCAAACAGAAAAGCCGAAGAAACGAGGUCGACCACCUAAAGUUCACACGCCUCCCAAGAAGCCAGCUCGUGUGUGGGAAUCACCAAAAAAUGACCUAAAGAAUGUCGCCACCAGAUUAUUGGAUACCCUGAUAAGGAAGGAUCAAUAUGGGUUUUUCCUGGAGCCUGUGGAUACCCGUAUUGUCACCGAUUAUCUGGACGUGAUUAAACAUCCAAUGGAUUUCAGUACCAUGCGAAAGAAGCUCGAACGUGACGAAUAUAAGCAUUUGGAUGAUUUCCGCGCCGAUUUUUUGUUGGUGGUUUGCAAUGCGAAAUUGUAUAAUGCACCUAGUACGAUCUACUGGCGUAACGCCGAUCGAUUGCAACAGAGUGGACUUAAAAUCAUUGAACGUGCGGACAAAACUAUUGUAUACCAGGAGCAUCAGCAUACGAACGAUUCACCCGAUGACGAUCUCACAUCCAAUAACAGCUAUCCCGAUUCGUUACGCAAAUUAUCAGCCGCGUCAGUGCGGGAAGAAGAAGUGGACAUUUUAGGUUUGGAUAUCCCACGCAAUAAAAGUCGGCAAGGGUCCAUUGAUUUCUACGGCCCAGACUCUGCUGUGGAUAUUUCCAUGUCGCGGGGAAUGACCCCGUUGCAUCAGUUGUACAAGAAAAAGAAGAAAAAGAAAAAAGUGUUCGAUGUAGGUGUGCUUUACGGUCCCGAUGGAUCGCUCAAUGCUGUCAGCGGAGUGCCUGAACUAAAUGCCUUUGUCCCACAAGAACAUCCCUUUGCGACUCCGCCGGAAGUGACCACCGUUAAUCCUUUCGCCCUUCCUUCAGCCUUCUUCAAUCAUCGAAACCAUGGUCAACCUGAACACACAGCUCAGCAUUUAGUACAUGCGGCCCAUUUUCCUGAUUAUGGUCCACUCACCGCACUCGGACCACAGUCUCCCGGACAAUUCUAUACGGCCCAAGACGCUUUUUACAUUUAUCCUCUGUAUGGGGAUGAUCGCGGCGAAGCGUAUGCAAAAAGUAUCUGGAAUUUCGUGGAUGCAUUGGAUCUCGAGGAGUCCACCACCACCAAAAUUCGCCACUUGACAUGUGGUGCGUGGGAUGUGGUGACUGAAGUACUGAACGAAAGAAAAGCCGUCUAUACCGAAUUUGGUCCCGUGGAUGUAUCAAGCAUUAUGGAAUCCAUGAAUGUUACCUCAGAAUCGUAG
Radiomyces spectabilis is the source of this 1650-nucleotide messenger RNA. RefSeq lists its product as uncharacterized. The record is from RefSeq and is a predicted model, not a curated record. Bases 1 to 1650 code for a protein of 549 amino acids. The transcript is spliced from 3 exons. NCBI's taxonomy places the organism in Eukaryota, Fungi, Mucoromycota, Mucoromycetes, Mucorales, Radiomycetaceae. Gene Ontology annotation, molecular function: protein binding.